GAAGGAAAAAAAAAACCCUUUACUAUUCUCCUUAUUUGCUUCAUCCUCCCGUUGCUCAUUCCAGAAGUAUUGAUCUAUUCCAACCAUUAUUCAUCCCUCCCCUGUUCUCUGCCUCCUCUGUUUUUGUUCCAGCAAUCAGCUGUUUUUAUAGCCUUGCUCCCUCUAGAAACCACAGGUUUUAGCCUUAACCUUCAAGAGUCGCAAUUCCCAAAAGAAUCAAUCAGUUCCCACCAUUAAUUCUACAGUCCUUUGAAGUUUCAGAUACCAUCCAUAAUAUAAAUAAAUAAAUAAAUUCAGUCAGCUGGGCUUCUUUCUAGUCCGCCUUACCGAAUCCUCUGUUUCUAUUCCAUCCUCCCACUGUUUACCUUACUCUGUUCACUACACUCCCCUGUUUUAUUCUUUCUCUGUUCCUUCAAAAAUGAGAAUUUCCACUUCUUCUUGGAUGGCACUUCUGAUCACUUCCGCGGUAAUCUUCUCCGCUGCCGCCGCCGCCGCCUCUGCUGUUCUUCAUCUGGAGAGAAUGAUUCCUCUAAAUUCUUCCGUGGUUGCUGUGGAGCACCACAGAGCUAGGGACCGAGCCAGGCACGCCCGUCUCUUCAUUGGCCUCGUAAAUUUUUCUGUAUAUGGCUCUGCCGAUUCUUUCUACUACGGAAUUUAUUUCACGAAAGUGAAAUUGGGCACUCCCGCCAAAUAUUUCAAUCUCCAGAUUGAUACGGGGAGUGACCUGACUUGGCUCAACUCCAAGUUCUGCCCGACGUGUCCGCGCUCAAGCCGAUUCGGGAUCGAGCUCAAUCCGUAUGAGGCAGCAGCUUCUUCCACUUCCAAACCCAUUUCUUGCUCGGACAAGAUUUGUGCUGCUGUUGCUCCACGGAAUACAACUCGAUGUCCGAGGAAAGACCAACUCUGUAGCUACGCAAUGGAGUAUAUGGAUAGGGCGACGACAUCAGGAAAUUACGUGGCGGAUAUGUUUCACUUCGAAUCAGUUCGGUCGGGCUCAGAGACUCCUAACGCCUCAGCAGCGAUCCUAUUCGGUGUCAGCACCUACCGGUCCGGUGUCUUGGCUGAGACAAUCCUAGCUGUUGAUGGCAUUUUCGGAUUUGGAAAAGGCAAUCUGUCCGUUCUCUCUCAGUUAUAUUACAGAGGGAUCACACCUCGAGUUUUCUCCCACUGUUUGAAAGGAGAGGGAACUGGAGGUGGGGUUUUUGUACUUGGAGAGAUUACAGCUCCAGGGAUGGUGUAUACCCCACUCGUCCCAUCACAGCCCCAUUACAGCUUACACUUGGAGAGCAUUGCAGUUGAUGGACAGACGGUACCAGUUGAUCCUCUAGCCUUUACACCAUCGGCUGAUCGUGCAACAUUUAUUGAUACCGGAACAACAUUGUCGUACCUUGUUGAAGAAGCAUACGAUCCAUUUGUCCACAGUGUUAAUGCUGCGGUAUCAAAAUUCGGGACUCCUAGAAUGAAAAAUGGGUACCUUUGUUACCCAAUCAGUUCCAGGCUAUUUCCUCCAGUAAGCUUGAACUUCGCCGGCGGCGCUUCUAUGCUACUAAAACCCGAGCAGUACCUUGUUCUUUAUGACGAUGGCAGUAUGUGGUGCAUAGGUUUUAGGAAGCUUCAAGGACUAACCAUUUUAGGAGAUCUUGUUAUCAAGGACAAGAUUUUCGUGUACGAUUUGGUUCGUCAACGGGUUGGAUGGGUCGAUUAUGACUGCUCGUCAUCAAUGAAUAUCUCGGUUUCUAGCGAAGACUUCUUCAAUCCGAAGCAGUCAAGUUCGAGCAGCUCCUCAAGAGACUUGCUCUUCCAGUUACUUACCAUAGCCAUCGUCACUGUAAUCUUAUCCAUUUAGAGCAUGUCACUUAGAUUACCAUAUCAUUGAUUCACUACAAACUGGAAACCAGAAAAUAGUUCUGGUGCCUUUCCUUUUUGACAAGUUACAGCUAUUUAUCUCCCUUCCCUCUGCUUCCUCGAAAUUGAACCAAGUGCUUAUAAGUUGUAAGGCUGAACCAUCAAAUUUGCACUAAUCAUUUUGUCAUUGGAGUCAACUGGACAUUUGGUUGAUGGAUUGUGAUUUGUGAAACACUUCCAUUCAGUCCCCGUUGUCUUCAACUAUUGUGUCUGAAGUUGAGGUUUAGGCAAUUUUUCUUAAUGUACAUUGGUGAAGAACUAUGAACUCUUCUGAAAUGGAGCAAUUAGUGUUAUAUCUCACAGAAAAUGAAGGGAAGGGAGAGCAGAGCUUUUGAAUUGGAGAAAAUUACACAGCAGAGAGUUAGUAACUCUUUACCAUAUAUUGAUGCAAAAUUUCUUACCAAAUAUUCAGAUUACGUUUCUUUCUAAUAUUUUUUGGAUUACUGAAUUCUGAUUUUAUUUUACAUUCAUUCUGCUAUGUAAUGUUUAGAAUUUCUCUUUCUAAAUGUGUCAUAAACCUAAUUGUUAAGCUAGGCAAGGUAAUAAUGAAAAAAAAAGGUAAGGUAAUCAGAUCUUGUGUAGAAGGGAAUCAUUAAAAAUUAAAAUACUGUUGUUUUACUUGAUGGAAAUCAUUUAACACUUUCCAAAAUAUUAAACAAAAAUCAUAAUAAACCAAAUCCUCCUACCCUUAUCUUCUUCCUAUAUAAACUAACAACUUGAUAGCUUCAGUAUCUCAUUCCUUGUGGAUUAAAAUUUUAAAAGAGGAGUCUUCCUAAAAAAAAGUUCAAAAGAGAAGAACCGAUACACUCAUCAAGUGAGAAAAGAUAUCCAAGCAUCAUGAAUAUGUCUUAUUUCAAAUUGUUGAUAUGUAUCAUACUGUUGAUUGUUACUGUUCCUGGUAUGUAUAUUAUUGUUUUUCUUGAAUGAUUAGACAUGGAGUUCAAUGCUUUUGUUUUUCUUGUUAUUAUGAAUUAACACAAUCAAGAGAAAUUUAUCUCGAAUAAAUCAAACUUAUAACUAAAAUAACAUUUGGGUACGUACCGCAGGUGAGAAGAAGAAUAGCUUUGCAUUUCAAGGAGGAUGUCCAAGCGCACCGUGUAGAUCUAAAAAAGACUGUUUUCCCCCACACUACAUCUGUGACUUGGCUUUGCAUCUCUGCAUCUGCAACAAUACAAAACCAGUAACGAAUAAUGCAAACCAUAUUGUCCAAACUUCCAAGCUAACAUGAAGAGGGGAAUUGGGAAUAUGCAUAUUCAUAUUGAAUAAAAGAAAUGGAACCAAAUAAUCAAUGCAAAAUUUUCUUUGUAAGGCAAUCAAAUCAUAUAUGUGAAUUUUAAAGCUGUCGCUUUUCUUUCUUUGUAAUGUGCUCUGCUCAUAUCUCGAUUCUCGAGUUACUACUCUCCAAAUUUGUGAAUCUAUGAAACAAUGUCAAUUAUGUUGGUUUUGGUACCACUUAUAAAAAAUCAGAAACGUA
Molecule: messenger RNA, 3379 nt
Organism: Linum trigynum
Lineage: Eukaryota; Viridiplantae; Streptophyta; Magnoliopsida; Malpighiales; Linaceae
Source: the annotation of a GenBank genome assembly